CUAAAUGGGCAUUUUAGACCUUUGUUUAAUUAAAUGAACCAAUAUUCAGUAUUGCGGGUGUUUUUGGUGAUGCUACUGACAGCAUAUGCUGUUUUGCUAAGGUCUUUCUGGUUCCUUACAAUGCUAACUUUACCCAACAAUUUACAACUACUUGCUGCUAGCUAGCUAACCAACAACCAGCAGGAAAUAUUACACGCCACAGUUAAGAAUUUUCUAUUGUGACAUAAGUCAAGCUUCUUACUGCAUAAUAUAUGAGCUUUGGCUGACUGUAAGCUUAGUCGCAAGUUUCCGGGGCUAUCUAAUGUUAGCCCAGCUAAAACCAACAAUGGAGAAGUUGCUGUAGCUGUACUCACGAUGAACUUUGACGGUCUUGAAGCUGGCAUGGGUGAGUACUCAACCAGCCUUCAUGGGACUCUAGACGCCGAACUGGAGCCCUCCAUGGACCCCCACCUCAACCCAAACUUACUGCAGGGUGUGGAGCUUGACCCAGAGGGGCUGACUAUGACAGUCCCCGAGCCUGUGCACCUGAUGGAGGGAAUGUUUUCUGAGGUCCACACUGUAGUCUCAGAAGUUGGCAUCCCAGUUACAGCAACACAUUUUGAUCUCCAGGAAGAGAUGCUCUGGAUGGGAAACCACAGAGGUCAUGCAACCUCGUUCUUUGGACCUACAAUGGGCCGUUAUUCAUCUUUCCAAGUGCAUGCAACAGAUGACAUCCGACACAUUCAAAGUUUGGAAACGGGGGUUUUGUUCCUUUCUAAGUGCAACCUCAAAUGCUUUACCCGAGGAGGCCUUGUUAUGUUUGAUUAUCCGAUGGAGGAAGGAGCUGAUAUGCAUAGUCUUCUUAUGACCGAAAACAACAUGCUAUUCAUGGGUGGUUUACAAAACUAUGUGGUUGAAGUUGACUUAAAUACAGUUCAAGAAACUCAAAAGUUCACAGUUGAGGUACCUGGAGUGGCAAUCAUGCGUCAAACCAGUCGUUUCUUCUUCUGUGGGCACACGUCUGGCAAGGUAACUCUCCGGGACCUACGCACCUUCAAAAUGGAACAUGAGUUUGAUGCAUUUUCUGGCAGCCUGUCAGACUUUGACGUUCAUGGGAACCUUCUGGCUGCCUGUGGGUUCUCUAGUCGAGGGCUGAAUGGGUUAGCAUGUGACCGUUUCCUCAUGGUGUAUGAUCUCCGCAUGAUGAGAGCAGUUACUCCACUUCAGGUGCACGUGGAUCCCCUCUUCCUACGCUUCAUUCCUACCUAUACGUCACGCCUUGUGAUCAUCUCACAGUCAGGUCAGUGUCAGUUCUGUGAGCCCACUGGUCUUGCCAACGUGGCAGACAUUUUUCACGUCAACACCGUCGGCCAAUUGCUGAUGAGUUUUGACGUGUCGUCCAGCAAGCAAGCUGUGGCCUUUGGAGAUUCGGGGGGAUGUGUUCAUCUAUGGUCGGAUGUUCCCGAGGUGUCUUUCAAUGACUACUCCCGGGAGACAGACUUUGCCCUGCCAUGCCUUGUGGACACAUUGCCUCAGCUGGAUUGGAAUCAUGACCUGUUGCCCCUCUCUCUCAUCCCCAUUCCACUGACGAGCACUGAGCCGCUGCUGUCAGACUGGCCCACUGCUCUGGCAACACCAAGCCCCAGACGAGCUCCUCCUGUGGAUCAAGAAAUCCUGCGCACCAUGAAAACUGUUGGCUUCAUCGGUUACGCAGCAAACCCUCGUACGCGCCCCCGAAACCAGGUUCCGUAUAAAAUUAAAGAUGUGGAGCUUGAUUAUGAUAGUUACAACCAGGUCCCAGAGUCACCGAUUGGGCGUGAAGAAGAGCCACACCUCUGCAUGGUCCCCAAGAAGUUCAGAAAGGUCACAAUUAAAUAUUCUAAACUUGGACUGGAGGACUUUGACUUCAAGCAUUACAACAGGACCUUGUUUGCCGGCCUGGAGCCACACAUUCCCAAUGCCUACUGUAACUGCAUGAUUCAGGUAUUAUAUUUUCUGGAGCCAAUCAGGUGUCUUGUGCAAAAUCAUUUAUGCCAAAAGGAAUUUUGCUUGGCCUGUGAGCUCGGCUUUCUCUUCCAUAUGUUGGAUUUGUCACGAGGAGAUCCGUGUCAGGCAAGUAAUUUCCUCAGAGCGUUUCGCACCAUCCCUGAAGCCUCAGCUCUGGGUCUGAUCCUUGCAGACUCAGAUGAGCAAACCGGGAAGGCCAGACUUGGUCGCUUAAUCCAGAGCUGGAAUCGCUUUAUCCUCACACAGCUUCACCAGGAGACACAGGAGCAGGAGGGUCCACAAGCCUACAGGGGAGCCAGCAGCAGCUCUCUGGGCUCAUCUGGUGAGUCUGCUAUUGGGAAGCUGUUUGGUUGUGAAGUAGAGAACAGCAGUCUGUGUCGCUGUGGGAAAGAAACAGUCCGCUCGUCCCUCACGCUGCUGUUCACCAUGCAUUACCCAGAACAGAACUCUCAGGAAAAAACCACGAAGGAGUUUGACUUUGCUGAAAUUCUGAAGAGAAGCAUAUGUCUGGAACAGAGCACUCAGGCGUGGUGUGAAAACUGUGAGAAGUAUCAGCCUACAGUGCAGACACGCAACAUACGAUGCCUGCCAGAUGUUUUGGUUAUAAACUGUGAGGUGAACAGCGCUAAAGAGGCUGAAUUCUGGAAAGUUCAGGCAGAGUAUGCUUUCAAUAAGGCCAUGCAGAAAGAGGCAAUAGAGUCUGCAAAACCUAACAAACCCCCACCCAUGCCAACUGAGUGGUGCUUGGAUGAGGAGGAGAUAUGCAGUAUGGAGGGCUUCACCUUUGACACUCGGGUGGAGGAUCUGCGACAUGUUUGGAUCCCUCUCACUCUGAAGAUGUCCAUCAGCAAAAGUCAGGGACUGGAGAUCAGCAGCUGGCCUGAAGGAGAGGAGUUAAGUGCUGCUGAAGAGGCGGAAGGUGCUUCACUUUAUGACUUGGUGGUCACAGUGCCCCACAUCCUGGACACUCGCACGGGUGGAAACCUGGUUGCGCACAUCAAAGUGGGUGAGACCUACCAUCAAAGAAAAGAGGGAGUCACACACCAGCAGUGGUACCUCUUCAAUGAUUUCUUAAUUGAACCCAAUGACAAGACUGAAGCUGCCCAGUUUGAUGUGAACUGGAAAGUUCCAGCCAUCCUCUAUUACGCCAGGAGGAACUACCACACCAAAUACGACCUUCGUAUUAAAAAUCCCAUUGAUGCUAGCGUGCUGCUGACGGAGGCCUCAUUAGCAAGGAAGCAGAGGAAGAGUCACGCCACUUUCAUCCCCCUCAUGGUCAGCGAGAUGCCACAGGCCGGUGAUUUGGUGGGGUUGGAUGCUGAGUUUGUCACACUAAAUCAGGAAGAAGCUGAGCUUCGCAGCGACGGCACCAAGUCCACCAUCAAGCCCAGUCAGAUGUCUGUAGCCCGGAUCACCUGUGUGAGGGGCCAGGGCCCCAACGAGGGGGUCCCUUUCAUAGAUGACUAUAUCUCCACUCAGGAGCAGGUGGUGGACUAUUUAACACAAUAUUCUGGCAUCAAACCAGGGGACCUGGAUGCCAAAAUCUCCUCGAAGCAUUUGACCACACUGAAGUCCACCUACCUAAAGCUACGCUUCCUCAUUGACACAGGAGUUCGCUUUGUCGGCCAUGGUUUACAGAAGGACUUUAGGGUCAUUAACUUAUUGGUCCCAAAGGAUCAAGUCAUUGACACCGUCUACCUGUUCCAUCUGCCCCGCAAGAGGAUGAUUUCUCUGAGAUUCCUCGCUUGGUAUUUUCUGGACCUCAACAUUCAAGGGGAAACCCACGACAGCAUAGAGGAUGCACGCACUGCCCUGCAGCUGUACAAGAAGUACCUGGAGCUGAGUCAUGGAGGCGGGAAUGACGAAGUCAGGAAGGUGCUCAAGGGACUCUACGAAAAAGGCCGGCAGCUGGACUGGAAAGUCCCGGAUUCGGAUACAGGAGACGGUCAAGGUAGCACAAAAAGUGCUGCUGUGUUUCCCUCUGUGAUGGGGCUGUGAGCCGCUGUGACCCUACAAUCACUGGAAGUUUUCACUAAUCUUUCAGUUCAGUUAGCGAAACAUUUUAUACGUAUUUGCAUUUAUAUUUCCGUUUACAGUAUUUGUACAGGUCCCCCUCCCUCACAAGCUGGAGACUUUGUUAUUCAUUGGCUAAACAGCUUCAUUCAUUUAAACGUUUCAUCUUCACAAGUUUCCAGUAAAAAGUACUUUUGUAUUUUAUGAUUAAUUUGAGAUGUUUGUACAAACACUUUUGCGAUGCAAAUAAAUGAAUGUGUUUGA
Molecule: messenger RNA, 4263 nt
Organism: Melanotaenia boesemani (Boeseman's rainbowfish)
Lineage: Eukaryota; Metazoa; Chordata; Actinopteri; Atheriniformes; Melanotaeniidae
Gene: pan2
Product: poly(A) specific ribonuclease subunit PAN2
Exons: 26
Coding region: 355-3984 (1209 amino acids)
Biological process (GO): mRNA processing; nuclear-transcribed mRNA poly(A) tail shortening
Cellular component (GO): P-body; PAN complex
Molecular function (GO): nucleic acid binding; protein binding; poly(A)-specific ribonuclease activity
Source: RefSeq, a predicted model, not a curated record